This is a messenger RNA of Otolemur garnettii (small-eared galago), 1091 nucleotides long. RefSeq names its product LYR motif containing 4 (gene LYRM4). The transcript has 3 exons. The coding region runs from base 66 to 341 and encodes 91 amino acids. Gene Ontology annotation, biological process: iron-sulfur cluster assembly. The record is from RefSeq and is a predicted model, not a curated record. Gene Ontology annotation, cellular component: L-cysteine desulfurase complex; mitochondrion. NCBI's taxonomy places the organism in Eukaryota, Metazoa, Chordata, Mammalia, Primates, Galagidae.
AUCGCUGAAGUUUUGUGGGUCGGGUUAAACUCGGGGACCUCCGUGAAGAGGACCCAUUUACCAAAAUGGCAGCCUCCAGCCGCGCACAAGUGUUAGAUCUGUAUCGAGCGAUGCUGAGAGAGAGCAAGCAUUUCAGCGCCUACAACUACAGAACAUAUGCUGUCAGGAGGAUAAGAGAUGCCUUCAGAGAAAAUAAAAAUGUGAAGGAUCCUGUAGAAAUUCAGACCCUAGUGAAUAAAGCCAAAAGAGACCUUGAAAUAAUUCGUCGACAGGUCCACAUUGGCCAAUUGUAUUCGACUAACAAGCUUGUCAUUGAGAAUCAAGAGAAGUCCAGGACCUAGGAGCCGGAGACCUGCCACCAGCUGCAGCCGGGGACCACCUUCCGCAUCCAUUCUGUGCUUGGCAGCCUCCCGCUCUGCUGACAAACUGAGUCACGUUUCCGUUUUGUCGCAGCCUUACUGGCUGUCUCUCCUCUGUUGAGGUGUUACAGUGAGAGCUGGCGCUCACUCGGAAUAAUGCUAUGUAUCAUCCUCUCCACCCACCCCUAUUCCGUAGCUUGUCACCACUGUGUGGCUUAUUCCCAGACUUUGUUUCCUGGUCCUUCACAAUAAAUGCAAUUAUCUCCUAAGCCUUUCACACCAGAUAAACCCACCAGAAUUAAUGCAUGUUCAUUUCCUGAUGAUACAAGGCCUGCGAAGGGCUGUGGGGAACCCAUAGAGGGGGUCUAGCCCUGAGCCAAGAACUCCCUUUAUGAAGGCAAGUCUGAGCAUUAGUGAGAUUUAGGGGGCAGUGGGGAGUAGGGCAGGGCUGAAGGGGUAAGGCGCACACUGUGCUUUAUACCUGGGCCCACUGCAACAACACAGAAGCCGGCGACACACCCAGACCUCAUCACAGCAUCAGCCCCACCUAGGAAGUUCCUGGAAAUGCAAGCUUUCAAGCCCACCCCACACAGCCUGACACCACCUUCGGGUGAUUCCAUGCUGGAAACUGACACCAUAGGGGUGAGGCACAAUAGUUUUUCUAUAUUUGUCAAGCUCUGCCUGUGUUUUUCAUGGUUAGCUAGUUUGAGGACCCUCUGCUCUGUAAGUGUA